UGUUCGGCGAACGGCUGAUUUCCGCUUCCUGCACCAGUCUGCUAGCUAGAGUAAGUGAAGAUGGCGGCGGCCGAAUCGGAUCGCGAAGUACCGUCCGCUCUGUGUAACGCUAGCGAAUUCCUGGAUUUCUCUGCCAAGGACACCGCUUUGAAAUGGCUCCAAGUGACCGACCUCCCUAAGGAGGUCUACCAGCAUCUGGCCUGUUAUGUGCCCAAAAUCUACUGCCUGGGGCCCAACCUGAACCCUCAGAGCGAGGAGCUCCUGGCCCAGCUGCUCCUGCAGGCCCCGCUGGAGUGGUACCUGUGUGGGGAGGAUCCGUCCACCGGCCUGGCCAAGUUGGAGCAGAGCAACCAGCCCUCCCAGCUGUGCGGCCAUGUCUUCAAGGUGGGAGAGCCCACCUACUCCUGCAGGGAAUGUGCAGCUGAUCCAACCUGUGUGCUCUGUAUGCAGUGUUUCUUGGGAAGUGUACAUAAAGAGCACCGCUACAGGAUGACGACCUCUGGGGGAGGGGGCUUCUGUGACUGUGGAGAUACAGAGGCCUGGAAGAAGGGCCCUUACUGUCAGAAACACGAGCCCAACAUCAGCGACGCCUCGCAGGAGGACCCUCUGGCUCACCUGUCCGCUGACAUGAUCGCGCGCACCUACAACGUGUUCUCCAUCGUGCUGAAGUACGCCGUCGACAUGCUCACCUGGGAGAAGGAGGACGAGCUGCCGCCAGGCCUGGAGCCGCCGGAGCGAGGGGACACGUACUACUGCAUGCUGUUUAACGACGAGGUGCACACCUACGAACAGGUCAUCUACACCCUGCAGAAAGCCGUCAGCUGCACCCAGAAAGAGGCUGUCAGCUUCGCCACCACAGUGGACAGAGAUGGGCGGAAAUCGGUGCGUUACGGGGACUUUCAGUUCUGUGAGCAAGCCAAGUCAGUUAUUGUGAGGAACACCAGUCGGCAGUCCAAGCCCCUGCGUGUGCAGGUGAUGCACUCCUCAGUGGUGGCUCACCAGUGCUUCGCGCUCAAAGCUCUCGUCUGGCUGGGCCACAUCAUCAGCUACUCAGAUGCACUGAGGAGGAUACUCUGUCAGGUGGGCCUUCAGAAAGGCCCGGAAGGCGAGUACUCUUCGCUGGUCGACACCCUCAUGCUGUGCGACUCUAAGAUGUGGAAAGCCGCGCGGAACGUCUACCACCAGCUGUUCAUGAGCAGCCUCCUCAUGGACCCCAAGUACAAGAAGCUUUUCGCCAUCCAGUUUGCAAAAAAUUAUGAGCGCUUGCAGAGCGACUAUGUGAAAGACGACCACGACAGGGAGUACUCCAUCACGGACCUGUCGGUGCAAAUGUUCACCGUGCCUUCCCUGGCUCGCAUGCUGAUCGUGGAGGAGAACCUGAUGACCACCAUCAUCCGCACCUUCGUGGACCACCUGCGCCACCGCGACCUGCAGGGCCGCUUCCAGUUUGAGCGCUACACCGCGCAGCAGGCCUUCAAGUUCCGCCGCGUGCAGAGCCUCAUCGGGGACCUCAAGUAUGUUCUCAUCAGUCGGCCGUCAGAAUGGACUGAUAAACUCAGGGAGAAGUUUCUGGAAGGGUUGGACUCCUUCCUGGAGCUGCUGAAGUGCAUGCAGGGUAUGGACCCGGUGGUGCGGCAGGUGGGACAGCACAUCGAGAUGGAGCCGGAGUGGGAGGCGGCCUUCACCCUACAGAUGAAGCUCACGCACAUCAUCUCCAUGAUGCAGGAGUGGUGUGCAACAGACGAGAAGGUGCUGGUGGAGGCCUACAAGAAGUGCCUGACCGCGCUGACGCACUGCCACAGCGGCUUCACCGACGGAGAGCAGCCCAUCACACUGAGCAUGUGCGGACACUCGGUGGACACCAUCCGCUACUGCGUGUCCCAGGAGAAAGUCAGCAUCCACCUGCCCGUGUCCCGCCUGCUCGCAGGUUUGCACGUUCUCCUCAGUAAAACCGAGGUUGCCUACAGAUUCCCCGAACAGCUGCCCCUGAGUGAGCUGAGCCCCCCCAUGUUGAUAGAGCACCCUCUGCGCUGCCUGGUCCUCUGUGCCCAGGUGCAUGCUGGGAUGUGGAGGAGAAAUGGCUUUUCAUUGGUCAAUCAGAUUUACUACUACCACAAUGUGAAGUGCAGGGUGGAGAUGUUCGAUAAAGACCUGAUCAUGCUGCAGGCCGGAGCGUCCAUGAUGGACCCCAACCACUUCCUGAUGAUCGUACUCAGCCGAUUCGAGCUCUACCACAUCUUCAGCUCGAUCGACUGCAAGAAGAGAUACAACAGAGAGAACUCCAAUAAGGAUUUGCUCCAGCAGAAUAACACACUGAUAGAGGAGAUGCUGCACCUGGUCAUGAUGGUUGUGGGAGAGCGCUUCUCCCCUGGGAUUGGCCAGGUGCAGGGGACUGAGGAGAUCAAGCGGGAGAUUAUUCACCAGCUGUGCAUCAGGCCCAUGGCUCACAGCGAGCUGGUCAAAGCUCUGCCUGAGAACGAGAACAAGGAGACGGGGAUGGAGAGGGUGAUUGACUCUGUCGCCUCCUUCAAGAAGCCGGGGGUGACGGGCAGGGGUCUGUACGAGCUGAGGCCCGAGUGCGCCAAGCAGUUCAACCUCUACUUCUACCACUACUCCCGCGCCGACCAAUCAAAGGCAGAGGAGGCCCAGAGGAAGAUGAAGAGACAGAAUGGAGAGGACUCAGCUCUGCCCCCGCCCGUGCUGCCCCCGUUCUGCCCGCUGUUCGCCAGCCUGGUGAACCUGCUGCAGUGUGACGUGCUGCUGGGCAUGCUGGGACUUGUGCUGCAGUGGGCCGUGGAGCCCAUCGGGGGGCACUGGUCUGAGUCCAUGCUGCAGAGGGUGCUGCACCUGAUAGGCAUGGCCCUGCUGGAGGAGCAGCAGCAGAUAGAGAGCAGCAGUGAGGACAACGACGUCACCUUCAACUUCACCCUCAGGAUCUCCCGACCAGGAGAAGCCCCCAGUAACCCUCCCAGCAUCCUGGCCCUUCUGGAGACCCUGCAGAACGCCCCUCACCUGGAGGUGCAUAAAGACAUGAUCCGCUGGAUCCUCAAGACCGUGAGCGGCAUUAAGACAAUGCGGAAGCGCACGGCCACCAGCCCCGUGUCAGACAGCGGGGGUCAGAGUCAGGAGGAGACCCUGCGGGAUAAGGACAAGGCGGAGCGCAAGCGGAAGGCGGAGAUGGCUCGUCUGCGCAGGGAGAAGAUCAUGGCCCAGAUGUGCGAGAUGCAGCGCCACUUCAUCAACGAGAACAAGGAGCUCUUCCAGCAGAGUCUGGAGGAGCUGGAGGCCUCUACCUCCUCCUCUCUGGAUCCCAGGUACCUGCACACCUGCAACAUAGGUACCCACACCUUGCAGGACAGCCCCGUCUCCCCCGAUGAGGCUCUGGUGUGUGUGGGCCCGCGGCGCUCGUGCGUGAGCGAGAAGCGUCAGAUGGUCACCUGCAUCCUGUGCCAGGAGGAGCAGGAGGUGCGCGCGGACGGGCGCGCCAUGGUGCUGGCCGCCUUCGUCCAGCGCUCCACCGUCAUGGCCAAAAACCGCCGGAGACCCCCCCACGACCCGGAGAACUACGACCCGCUCUUCAUGCACCCUGACCUGUCCUUUGGGACGCACACGGGCAGCUGCGGCCACAUCAUGCACUCCCACUGCUGGCAGAGGUACUUUGAGGCGGUGCAGGCCAAGGAGCAGCGGAGGCAGCAGCGGCUGCGCGUGCACACCAGCUACGACGUGGAGAACGGCGAGUUCCUCUGCCCCCUGUGCGAGUGCCUCAGCAACACGGUCAUCCCCCUCCUGCCCCUGUCCAAGGGCCCCAGCAGCUGUGAGCAGCCAGGCCUGGGACAGUGGCUGAAGACCGUAGGUCAGCAGGUCAAAGCCCUCCACUCUGCCCACAGGAAACUCAAGCCAACCAGUGCUGGAGCUGUAGAGGAUGGUGAGCAGCUGGAGGACUGUGCUCUUCCAGAGGGCUUCAGACCUGACCAGACUCCUAAAAAUCCUUAUUCCGCCACUAUCAAGGAGAUGCUGACCACGUUCGGAACAGCGACCUACAAAUUUGGCCUUAAAGUGCAUCCCAAUGAGCAGGACCCCCGAGUCCCCAUCAUGUGCUGGGGCAGCUGUGCCUAUACCAUCCAAUCCAUCGAGCGACUACUGGUGGAUGAGGAGAAGCCUUUGUUUGGGAGCUUGCCCUGCAGACAGGAGGACUGCCUGAGGUCUCUGGCCAGGUUUGGGUCAGCCUGCUGGACGGCCUCCUCUCUGCCCUCUGUGCAGGGCCACUUCAUCAGACUGUUAGCAGCGCUGGUUCCAGACCCGCAGGUGGAGAGCUCUCCCAGUAUCCUGGAUGUGGACAUGUUCCACCUGCUGGUGAGUCUGGUCCUGUCCUACCGCUCUGUUCACUGUCAGGACUCCUCAGGUCUCAGUGUGGACGCGGUCCAGCUGCACCUCUUUCACCUGGUUACCGUGGCGCACAUCGUCCAGAUCCUGCUCACGUCCGUGCCAGCGGAAACGACCAUGGAACAGGAGAGUGGGGGCGUAGACGAUGAAGUGGAGGAGGGAGUGUGCCACCUCUAUAACCUUCUCAGGACUCACCUGGGCAGUGGCCUGCGUGAGGUGGGCUCGGGCUGGCACCUGUGGCACUGUGUGAGGGCGGGUAUCCUGCCCUACCUCAGGGCCGCCGCGCUCUUCUUCCACCACCUCAACGGGGUGCCCACACCCCCGGAGCUGCGCGUAGCUGUGGGUCCAUAUCAUUUGGAGCAGCUGUGUGUAUAUCUCUGCCUGCCCCCUAACCUGCUACCGCUCUACCAGAACCACAGAGACCUGCUGGACCCACUGUUACAACGGUGGUGCUCACACCCAGGUGUGCGGGAGUCCCUCCAAGGAAGCAGCCCUCUCGUGAGCUUUCCCCGGGAGUCCAACCGUUUGAUCGACCUGCCAGACGACUACAGCGCCCUCAUCAAUCAGGCCUCCAGCUUCACGUGCCCCAAGUCUGGGGGGGAUAAGUCGCGCGCCCCCACCCUGUGCCUGGUGUGCGGUGCCAUGCUCUGCUCCCAGAGCUACUGCUGCCAGACAGAGCUGGAGGGCGAGGACGUGGGGGCCUGCACCGCACACACCUUCGCCUGUGGAGCCGGAGUCGGCAUCUUCCUCAGGGUCAGAGAGAGUCAGGUGCUGUUCCUGGCUGGGAAGACGAAAGGCUGUUUCUACGCCCCUCCUUAUCUGGAUGACUACGGCGAGACUGACCAGGGCCUCAGACGGGGGAAUCCCCUUCGCCUCUGUCGGCUGAGGUACCGGAAAAUUCAGAAGCUCUGGCGCCAGCACAGCAUCACAGAGGAGAUCGGCCACGCCCAGGAGGCCAACCAGACACUGGUGGGCAUCGACUGGCAGCACUUGUGAUGUCACGCUGGCCCAGCCCUAAGGCCACGCCCAGCAGCCCUGGCCUGGCCAGUGAUUGGAUGGUCUUGCUCUCAGACUAGUUGUCCCACACACGGGACAGAAGGUGGUUUUUUGGCAAUGUGACCCUAGCUCUGUGCCCCUCCCUGCCUCAGUCUUUCUGAGAGGGGAUUAAUGCAUGUAGUUUACUUUUUCUUUUUGCUAUUAUUUCAUGCAGCAUUGCAUUUCUUUUUAUUUCCUCAUUUAAACAUAUAAAGGACUUAGACAGGCAUUGGGCUGUGCAAGUGACCAGCUCCAAUGCUACACGAAUACUCAGAAGAGCACUUCUGAACAAUACCAUUUCAUUUCUCUUUAUUCAUAUAUAUAUAUAUAUAUAUAUAUAUAUAUAUAUAUAUAUAUGUAUAUAUAUAUAUAUGUAUAUAUAUUACUUAAGUUAUUUCUAGGAUAAAUGGCUUAAGUUCUGAGUUAUUAACCGCUGUUUUAAAUGAGACGAUACCUGAGAUUUUUGGGCAAGCACAAAUUUCUGUGUGUGUGUGUGGAAGCCUGAUUUGGAUGGAAUGACAGUAGUGCCUGCUGGCUGCAGGAACUUCUCCACACUGUGAUCUCAGAAGAGUGUUUUGUAUCUGGUGAGUCCAGCUUGGUGUAGGAUCGCCUCCUCCACACACACACGCACACACGCACACACACACACACACGCACACACACACACACACGCACACACACACGC
Molecule: messenger RNA, 6103 nt
Organism: Anguilla anguilla (European eel)
Lineage: Eukaryota; Metazoa; Chordata; Actinopteri; Anguilliformes; Anguillidae
Gene: ubr2
Product: ubiquitin protein ligase E3 component n-recognin 2
Exons: 47
Coding region: 61-5379 (1772 amino acids)
Biological process (GO): ubiquitin-dependent protein catabolic process via the N-end rule pathway
Cellular component (GO): cytoplasm; ubiquitin ligase complex
Molecular function (GO): ubiquitin protein ligase activity; zinc ion binding
Source: RefSeq, a predicted model, not a curated record